Molecule: messenger RNA, 3741 nt
Organism: Verticillium nonalfalfae
Lineage: Eukaryota; Fungi; Ascomycota; Sordariomycetes; Glomerellales; Plectosphaerellaceae
Product: ubiquitin-specific protease ubp2
Exons: 3
Coding region: 1-3741 (1246 amino acids)
Biological process (GO): regulation of proteasomal protein catabolic process; protein deubiquitination; proteasome-mediated ubiquitin-dependent protein catabolic process
Molecular function (GO): proteasome binding; cysteine-type deubiquitinase activity
Source: RefSeq, a predicted model, not a curated record
AUGUCGCUGCAGCCUUCCUCUGAGGGCGGCCGAACAGCCCCUCGAUGGAUCUACGAUCUCCUUUCCGGCCUCAUACACGAAGUCGAGAAUUCUGUGAAAUUGUCCGUGGAUGAACGUCUUGCUUACCUCCAACCUGAACUGUUCUCUCAUUCGCACGACUUCAAGGUCUUCCCAGAGCAGAGCAAUAUCGAGGGCGCGAACCCGACUAUCUUGUCGCUUCUGUGUCGAGGCUGCGAUCACCACAUCGUUGUCAAGGUCGUCUACGAUGAGUCCCGCGCUCAAGGCCUUUGCAAUGCUGGAGUUGCCCACUACACUGGUAGCCUCGACUGUCCACCCGAGGCCGAGGACCUGGCGCACCAUCUCGUUCACGAGAGCACUUGGUCAUCCAAGGAAUGCGAGCAGCUGGCUGACCCUCAUCGGUCUCCCCUGGUCGGCCGGACACAGUACAAAUGUUCGGGCGCCUCCUGCUCCCUACAAGUGACCGUGGAAACGUAUCUCCCUCGUCUCAACCUUGAGUGGCUCAAGGCACUUCAAGACAUGAAUGGUGCCCGCAAACGCCUGGAAGAAGCCCGGCAGACGCAGCCCGAACGCUUUGCCGAGUUUAAGGAUGAUUGGCUCUCGUCCGGUCUUCACUUGCUCAACACGUAUCUGAAAAACCGACUGAGCGACCCCCAGAGUCGAAAGAUUUCAAAGCGUAAUAAGCGAUUUCAAGUUUCCUUCGGCGAAGAACUCUGGCCUCUCUUCAACGCACUGGGUUUCGUGGAGCAAACGCUUGACAACGACGGUGCUGAUGAGGACUAUUUCGUUCCUGAGCCUCUCGAACCGCCUAAUCCGCCCACGCAGAUUGGAACGCUACGCUCGUUCGUCGAAGACAUGCGCUUCGAAGUUGAGAACCGCAUCAUCGCCCUCGGCCAGCAAGGCCCUGCAUCGCCACACCAUGACUCGGCUGUGGACCGACUGGAGAAAGCGCUCCAUUGCUUCAACUGGCCGCAGAACAAGUCUUUCCAUGUCCAGAGCAUUAACCCGCGCGAUGCUGAAUUCUCGCUCUUGGGAGUCCUUCCCAACUUUGACAAGAGCCUGACGCUCUUUGCGUACUACCGCCAGUGCCUGAUAUGGCCUACCAACCGCAAGCUCCUCACUGAUGCACUCGCUAAUAAUGCGAAACGCCUGGGAGAUGACGAACUGAUGCUUCAGGCGACUGUGGAGGAAUCAAAGAUCGACCACCCUGGUGCCGCCGUGAUUGCAAACGGUGACAACGAUGACACAGCCAUGGUAUGGCAGGCCGCUUCUUUUUUCGGCCUUGACAACAUCCAAGCAGUGGGCGACCAUGUCAUUGUGAGCAAAUUCAAGGAGAAGGUUCAGAACGAUCCAGGACAAGAAGGUCUCGCCAAAGAGUUCCUUCUGGUUCUGGGUCGUUCGAGGAAGAGUGACCGCUUGAUUGAGGCGGCACAGGGCCCAAUGUCUCUCAACACCGCUUUUGUAUGGCUCGAAGCGAAUGAACAGUAUGACGACGAGUUCAUCGAGACCAUGGCUAGCACCAAGAUCAAGAGCCACCCUGGAAACCAGUACAUCAAGGAUGAAUGCCUUGAAGCUCUCGAUACAAUCUCGCGGAACAGAAAGAGCGACCGUCUCGCGGCAUUUGCCCAGGAACUCAUGCUAUCGCAAGACAACCAGCUCACAGCUGCCCAAGCGCUUGUGGUGCGCUAUGAUCUCCCCGUCGGCCUCAAGAACAUUGGCAACACAUGUUACCUGAACAGCAUCCUGCAAUAUCUCUACACUGUCAAACCGGUGAGAGAUCUAGUCCUCAACUUCGACGACCACAAGUUAGACCUCAGCGAUGAGAGCAUCGCCGCACGUCGCAUUGGUAGCAACCGCAUGCCGCUGACCCGUCCUGAUGCUGUUGUAUCAUUCGCAUGCGCCGAGGAGCUGUCCAAGCUAUUCAACAGCUUGUACACAAGCGACCAAGUUGCCGUCAAACCCGCACAGCGCCUGGCCAAUGCUGCCCUCUUCCUGGUCCAAGAGAUUGCGGAGGGUGCUUCGAAGGACCAGGGCUCCAGCCAGUCGAAGAGUCUACCCGAUGUCAUGGGCGUCCAAUUUCCAACGCCACCCCCUCUUCCUGCCCGACCUCCUCCGGAUGCGCCUCAGACACAGACCGAGCACGUCGAACAUGUCGAACAUGCCGAAACUGCCUACGGCGCUCACAACGGACAGGACAUCGACAUGGUCAACGUAUCUGUGGACGCGGUCUCUGACGCUGCUAGCACCGGCAGCAGCAAGACCCUGAUCGGCGAUGCUAUGGAGAUUGAUGUCAACUCGGACAAGGUGGGCGGUCCCUUGGAAGGAGAUGUUCUACCUUCCAUCGAGGGCGAUGCUGGACACUUGCAGAGCAACCAAGACACUGCCGUCACUGUGGCUGACAGUGACGAUCCCAUGAACGACGCACGGGUGCUUGCUGCUCUUGAGACGCAGAAGCGCUCGUCCGGUACUGAACAACAGGAUGUCGGAGAAGUUUUGGGUCGCUUGUUGGAUAGAGUCCAAGGCGCCAUCAAGCACACCCGUGUUACGGAAGACGGCAUGCAGCUCGACCUCAUCAUGGAUAUCUUCUACAUCUCGAUCAAAACUCGCAACCAGAAAGAUGGGCAAGAGCCUCAAGUCCAAGUAACGUUCGACCGCUACGUUAGCGCCUUUCCUUCUCAAAGCGGACCGUGUGACAUCAACGAUGCUCUCAGUCGGAACUUCGAUCUCGAGUACGUGGAAGACAGCGGCUACACUCGAUACAGUGGCAUUGAUUGCUCGGUCAAGCCGCCCACAAUCUUGCAGGUGAUGAUUCAGCGCACCAGCAGCAACGGCACGAAGAAUGGCAAUCCGGUGAUCGUUAGCGAGGAUCUCUAUCUCGACCGCUUCGUUGACGCCGUGCCUGGGUCGCGACUUUACGAGUACCGGAGCGCCAGCUGGACUCUCCAGAAGCGGAUUCUCCAGCUUGGCGAGUUACCCGCUGCGCCCAAGGUUGACAACAGCGACCUCCUCGGCCAUUUCAUUCAACGUGGACUUGACACGCCUCCGAUGGAGACUCUUUCCGACGCGCCCGAGGGUUCCCCCCUGGUCUUGUCAAAGCAACCAUCUCCGGCGUUCAGCUUCCCAUGCAAACCUUUCGAGUACAAGCCCAAUGCGGCCGAGAAGGCAGCCGACGACGAUGAUCUCGAAGUCCGUUCACCUCCCUCGACGCAAGAGCAACCCUACGAGCUACCCAGCAGACAGCAGAUCGAAGUCAUGGCUGCCGAUAAGGCCAAGGCCCACCUAGACCGUCUGGGCGAUAUUUUCAAAGACCUGCGGCAACAUCGAUGUCUCCUCCACGCGGUCAUCUGUCACAGCGGCCAGCUCAACGCCGGACACUACUGGGUGUACAUUCGUGACUUUGAAGCGGGCAUCUGGAGGAAGUACAACGAUGAGACUGUCACCGAGUACGCGAGCACCGAAGAUGUGCUGAAGCUCCUGAACGGCGGUGGUGACCCCUAUUACCUCUGCUACGUCCGCGCUGAUGAGGUCAGCAAUCUCGUCGAUGUUCCUCGGCGCCAGCCUGUGGAGGGCCACCGCACCGACGGCGACAGCUCGGGAGGUGACUUCUCGGCCAUGAUGGCCGAGCAGUCGAGCGGCCUACACAGCUUCCCGCCGGCCGUUCAUCAGAACUCGCCUGUUGAUGAACAACCUCCGCCAUACCAGGCAAAGGGUGGUCCAGCCUAG